AUGGUUGGAAACAUCUCUCCUCAGGCAUGGUCAGUGCGAAUACCAAUUUGGGGCGCCGAUAAUGAAAGUAAACUAGUACGAAUACUCCGUGGACAAGAUAGUACUAAUAUACCAUUACUUGAUGGUGUAAUGCAUGUAACUACUCAAGUUGCAACCGAGAUUUUGGAGCUGAAUGCUGGUUUGAAUGCCCUACUAUUUUCAAUGUCAUUGGAAGCAAGCAUAAAGACGCCUAUGGCAAGAGAUUGUGAGUCAAUUCAGCUUCAUUUCAUAGAGUUUCGCUCAAAAGUUAAAGAUGACAUACUUAGAAAAGGAAAGACCAAAAUUGUGGUAGCACAAGAGCAUGAAGAAGAUGAGGAAGAAGAAGAAGAACAGGAAGAUGAAGAGGAAGCUUGGAUUGAAGAGGAUGAGGUUAGGGAUGAGGACCAGGCCGUAGAUAAGGGUAAUGAGGAUGCAGAACCACACUCCACAGUUCAUUCACAUACCCCAAAGAAAAAUAAAAUCGAUUAA
Prunus armeniaca (apricot) is the source of this 507-nucleotide messenger RNA. The record is from the annotation of a GenBank genome assembly. NCBI's taxonomy places the organism in Eukaryota, Viridiplantae, Streptophyta, Magnoliopsida, Rosales, Rosaceae.